Molecule: messenger RNA, 1143 nt
Organism: Colletotrichum fioriniae
Lineage: Eukaryota; Fungi; Ascomycota; Sordariomycetes; Glomerellales; Glomerellaceae
Gene: sgt2
Product: Small glutamine-rich tetratricopeptide repeat-containing protein 2
Biological process (GO): post-translational protein targeting to endoplasmic reticulum membrane
Cellular component (GO): membrane; TRC complex
Molecular function (GO): protein binding; molecular adaptor activity
Source: RefSeq, a predicted model, not a curated record
AUGGCGACAGUAACCUCCAAACAGCGCCUCGCCGUCGCAAUCUGCGAAUUCCUCUCCACCUCGGUCAACGACGGCACCCUCCCCGCCGACGACAAGGACUCCAUCGACGUCGCAAUCCAGUGCAUCGCAGACUCCUUCAAGGUCGACCCCACCGACAAGAAAAUCCUCGCAGAGGCCGUCGGCGCCCAGAACCUCUACCAAGUCUACUCCGUCUACGAGAAGCUCAAGAACGCCUCCACCCCGGCCGCGGCAGCGGGCGCUUCCGCCGGCGCAGCAGCAGCAGGCGCAGCCGACGCCGCCGCCUCGGCCUCCAAGACGGUGACCGAAGAAGAUAAGAAGGAGGCCGACGCCCUCAAGUCAAAGGGCAACGCCGCCAUGGCCUCAAAGGACUACCCCUCCGCCAUUGCCCUCUACACUCAGGCCCUGGCCCUGAACCCCGGCAACGCCGUCUUCCUCUCCAACCGCGCGGCCGCCCACUCCGCCGCAAAGGACCACGAAUCCGCCAAAGCAGACGCCGAGGCCGCCGUCGCCGUCGACCCGGCCUACACGAAAGCCUGGUCCCGCCUCGGCCUCGCCCGCUUCGCCCUCGGCGACGCAAAGGGCGCAAUGGAGGCCUACGGAAAGGGCAUCGAGUUUGAGGGCUCCGGCGGCAGUGAGGCCAUGAAGAAGGGCUUCGAGACGGCCAAGCGCCGCGUCGAGGAGAUGUCGGUCGAGGAGCGCGAUCUGCCCCGCCAGUCACCCGGCAUCGGUGGCGGCAUGGGCGGUGGCGCGGGCGGUAUGCCCGACUUGAGCAGUCUGGCGAGCAUGCUCGGCGGCGGAGGAGGGGCUGGUGGUGGUGCGGGCGGUGCCGGAGGCAUGCCCGAUUUCAGCCAGAUCAUGAACAACCCUAUGUUCGCGAGCAUGGCCCAGAACCUGAUGAGCAACCCUGACAUGAUGAGCAACCUCAUGAGCAACCCGCGUCUGCGCGAGAUGGCCGACCGCUUCGGCAGCGGUGGAGGCAUGCCUGACCUGAACGCUCUCAUGUCCGACCCCAACAUUGCAGACAUGGCACGCAACAUGAUGGGUGGUGGAGGUGCACCGGGCGGUGCUGCUGGCGGAGCUCCCGGCGGAGGCGCUGGUGCUGGCCGUGGAGGCUCGGCCUAA